CCGACAUUUUAAUCUUUCUUUUAGUCGUUGCUCUUUCUUUGGCCUUCAAGUUUAAUAAUUCUCUGCUCAUCUUUAAGCUAAAACAGUUAGAAAACAAAAAUAACAACAAAAAAAAAAUAAAUAAAGUUUGCAAUGUUUAGAAAAUUGUGUGUUCUGUUGCUGAUGCUUGGGAUGGCGAUCAUAAUAAAAUCUGAAACGAAAAUCGAGGUGGAUGAGAAUGGAGAUGAAUACGAAGUGAAACGUUUUCAUAUUGAAGGUCGCGCAGUGGAUGACGGCCGUUCCCAGUGUGUAAUUACAAGACGUAAACGUACAACGCCUACUCAGCCGAUAGAAGAUGAACCCAGGCAGCAGCAAGUUUUGUUUUAUUAUGCCUCUGAACCAAUUGCCGAAGAAAAUCAUCCCAAUGAUAAAGAUAUUCCGUUUCAUAGUUUGAAAAAUCAAACAAAUGAAUUAACAUUGGCUGCUGUAUUAAAUAACGAUGAUAACGGUUAUCAGGGAAACGGUGAGACCAGCAACAAAGAAGGCAUUAAGGAACCUGGAACUGAGUCGCAACAAUUUUUCCAGCAAUUACCGCAGUACUCUUCAAUCAAUAAUGGCUUAAUAGUUGUGCACUCAUAUGAGCCGCAAAAGUUUCAACAGCAGCCUCAGAAAGUGUUUGCAUUAGUACCGCUACCCUAUGGCAGCCUUGAAGAAGCGAGCGACGAAUUUAGUUCUUCCGGUAUUUGGUCAAUUGAUGACGACGACGACGGCGCUGACGGUGAUGAUGAUUGGGAAGAUAUUCCCGAUGAUUUGGUAAAUAGUAAUAAUAAAAAUAAUAAACGUCGAAAUAAAACGAAAAAUAAAAAGAAGACCAAUAAGAAGACUAGCGGCAAUAAGAAUAGACGUAAAAAUGAUAAUAAAAUAAAAAGUCGUGUAUCUACGACGACGAUUAAGCCAACAAAUCAUAAAAAAAGUAAUCGAAGAGGUGUAAAAGUUCCGAAUAGAAGAAAAGGAUCAACAUUUCAGAAGAAUCGAAGACAUCAAUUUGCCGGUAUCGAUGAAUAUGACGAUAAGCCUUCGUAUGGCGUGACCACGACUCAAACUGAUUAUGAUCAGGAGCCCGAUCUUAAUUGCAUUAUUAUACGUAAAGAGUUUACAACAACAACUACAACACCCCGUCCAUUUUGGAAUAUAUUUGGUCGUGAUGCGAAUGGAACGUCUCGAUCCUCAGGACAAUUCGGCAAUCGAAAAAGAUUGAAUUUAAGAUUUGUAGCUUAAGUACGAGAAGAAAUU
Glossina fuscipes is the source of this 1272-nucleotide messenger RNA. RefSeq lists its product as uncharacterized. Lineage: Eukaryota; Metazoa; Arthropoda; Insecta; Diptera; Glossinidae. The transcript has 2 exons. The coding region runs from base 133 to 1257 and encodes 374 amino acids. The record is from RefSeq and is a predicted model, not a curated record.